AUGGCCAAACUUCUUAUUUCACAUGGUGUAGAUGUUAAUACAACAGGUGAUAAUUAUACAACCGCUCUUCAUUCUGCUGCAUGUUUUAAUAGUAAAGAAACAGCCGAAUUUCUUAUUUUACAUGGUGCAAAUAUAGAUCAACAAGAUAGAUUUGAAGGAACCCCUCUUUUUUAUGCAGCCCAAUAUAAUAACAAAGAAACAGCCGAACUUCUUAUUUCAUAUGGUGCAUAUAUCAAUGAAGGAUGUCAUAAUGGUGAAACAGCUCUUUAUAUUGCAGUAAAAAGUAAUAGUAAAGAAACAGUCGAACUUCUUCUUUCACAUGAUGCAGAUAUCAGCAAAUUAUAUCAUCAUAUGCUUAGAACAAUUCUACAUGUUGCAGCAUUAUGGAGUUAUAGAGAAAUAGUAGAACUUCUUAUUUCACAUAGCCCAAGUAUCGACAAAAAAGAUGAAUAUGGAGAAACGGCUCUUCAUCUUGUGGCUUAUGGUAAUAGCAAAGAAACUGUCGAACUUAUUCUUUCUCAUGGAGCAAAUAUCAAUGAAAAAAAUAAAAAAGGGGAAACCGCUCUUCAUAUUGCAGCCAGUAAUAAUAGCAAAGAAACUGUCGAACUUCUGCUUUCGCAUGGUGCAAAUAUCAAUGAAAAAGAUGAAUAUGGAGAAACGGCUCUUCAUCUUGCGGCUUAUGGUAAUAGCAAAGAAACUGUCGAACUUCUUGUUUCUCAUGGCGCAAAUAUCAAUGAAAAAGAUAACGAAGGGAGAACCGUUCUUAAUCAUGCAGCAUAUGGUAAUAAUAAAGAAACAGCCGAAUUUUUUAUUUCGCAUGGUGCAAAUAUCAAUGAAAAAAAUAACAAUGGCGAAACAGCUCUUCAUCAUGCAGCAAAUUGUAAUAGUAAAGAAACAGCCGAACUACUGCUUUCGUAUGGUGCAAAUAUAAAUGAAAAAGAUAACAAUGGGCAAACCGCUUUUCAUCAUGCAGCACAUUAUAAUAGCCAGAAAACAGCCGAACUUCUGUUUUCACAUGGCGCAAAUAUCAAUGAAAAAGAUAACAAAGGGAGAACCGCUCUUCAUAUUGCAGCACGUCAUAGUCGCAAAGAAACAGCAAAAUUUCUGCUUUCUAAAGGCGCAAAUAUCACUGAAAAAGAUAACAAUGGGAGAACCCCUCUUCAUCAUACAGCAAGAUAUGAAAGCCAAUACAAAACAGCCAAAUUUCUUAUUUCGCAAGGUGCAAAUAUCAAUGAAAAAGAUAAUGAUGGAAAAACAACUCUUUUUAUGCAGCAAAAUAUGAUGGAGUAG
Messenger RNA from Trichomonas vaginalis G3, 1290 nucleotides. Its product is annotated as cyclin-dependent kinase inhibitor 2C-related family. Gene Ontology annotation, molecular function: protein binding. The record is from RefSeq and is a predicted model, not a curated record. The coding region runs from base 1 to 1290 and encodes 429 amino acids. The transcript has a single exon. NCBI's taxonomy places the organism in Eukaryota, Parabasalia, Trichomonadida, Trichomonadidae.